This is a messenger RNA of Thunnus maccoyii (southern bluefin tuna), 4213 nucleotides long. It is a transcript of the gene unc119b, whose product is annotated as unc-119 homolog 1. NCBI's taxonomy places the organism in Eukaryota, Metazoa, Chordata, Actinopteri, Scombriformes, Scombridae. The coding region runs from base 757 to 1500 and encodes 247 amino acids. The record is from RefSeq and is a predicted model, not a curated record. Gene Ontology annotation, biological process: lipoprotein transport; nervous system development; cilium assembly. The transcript is spliced from 5 exons. Gene Ontology annotation, cellular component: cilium. Gene Ontology annotation, molecular function: lipid binding.
GGGAAAAAAAUUGAGGAUUAUUUUGACACUCAAACCAACCAUUCAAUUAAACUGGAAGCCAAGGAUGUAAUACUAUGUUAUGAAGACAAAACCAGAAAGUUCAACAGACUGCCAGUUUAUUAAUUUUACUGAGAAAUUUUCACAUCCAUAAAUCCAAAUUCUCAUUUUAACUUUUCAUGAUUGAAUUUAUAGAAUAUUUUGAGUUUUAUCCAACAUAUAAACAAAAAAAUGUGCACAUGCAGUAAGUAUGCUCCAAGAUUUUUUUGAAAGAAAUCCGAUUGUAUUGCCUACCAGUCUGUUCAGUUCUAUUUUUAGUUAUUAUUACUUUGACCCUUUGUCCCGUUAUCAUGUUGACUGUAUCAACAAAUUGAAAGUGAAGUCACGUCCUUUAUGUUAUCUUUAUUUCAAUAUGAUGCCUAAUUGUUUUCUGUUACUGUACUGUAUUAUUAUUGUGAUGCUAGUCACGAUUUCUACAAAUAAAGUGAUGGAAAAAACAACACACACAAAAACAAUCGAUAAAGCCCACCCAGUUGUGAUGAAGCGGGAAGGGCCGGGCAACAAACCAUUCAUACCCCCUCGGUAACUAUGACAACCUCCACCGUUCUCAGCCAAUCACAACCUUACUUUUCCGUCUUCCAUACACGUUUUACGCCAUCUUGAAAUUACACUCGCAGUUUGUCAAGUCGCUCCCAGAUUUCAAAAAAAAAAAAAAAAAAGCACAACAACUCUUUUUUUGUUAUUGCCACAGCGUCCGGUAUGAACGGAUCUCGAAACAAAGCGGCACCGACAGUUAGCAGAGGACAGGCGGACGCAGACGCCGGCUCAGAGACGAACCACAGGGAUCGAAAAGCUGGUGGAGGAAUGUUAAAAAAGCUCAAGUCGAGGCGCAGUCAGACGGAGAAGUGGCCUGCGGUCACCGAAGAUGAGCUCAGGCAGCUGGGGAGAGACAUUUCUCCGGUCCAUGUCCUGGGUCUCCGGGCUGUCACGGAGGACUAUCUUUGCAAACCUGAAGACAAUAUCUACAACAUCGACUUCACACGUUUCAAAAUCAGAGAUCUUGAGACAGGGACGGUGCUGUUUGAGAUUGCCAAACCCCCCAACAGCGGUCCUGUAGAGAGUGAAGAGGGGAACGGAGAUGCAGACAUCAGCGCCGGGCGUUUUGUGAGAUAUCAGUUUACACCAGCCUUUCUAAAACUGCGCACUGUUGGUGCAACUGUGGAGUUCACGGUGGGCGACCGGCCCAUUAACAGCUUUCGUAUGAUUGAGAGGCAUUACUUCCAGGGGCGCCUUCUCAAGAACUUUGACUUUGACUUUGGCUUUUGCAUUCCAAACAGCCGCAACACAUGUGAACACAUUUACGAGUUUCCACAGCUUCCAGACGACCUCAUUCGCCAAAUGGUGGAGCACCCUUAUGAAACCAGAUCAGACAGUUUCUACUUUGUGGACAACAAACUCAUCAUGCACAACAAGGCAGACUAUGCCUACAAUGGUGGUGUGUAAUACCUGAAGGAAAUUAAUCUGUGCAAUAUACCCCAGCGGUGAGAUUUUCUGAAUUACAACCAUUCAGAAUCAUCUUUUUUGGGGGGACAGAAGAAUUUUCUCCUUUGUGGACACUCCUACGAACGCGACUACAUUCUUCAGAGUCGACAGACCACAUCUGCCUUUAUAUGAAAUCAUGGAUCCAUUCAACAGUACCUCACAGAGCUCAGUUUCUGGGACUCAGAGGAAUGUUCUGUUAAAUAUUUCUCUGUUAUAGUCGACUGAAACCUUUCUGUUCUUUUGGUUUGUCAGAUACGUAUCAUGUCAAUGUUUGAACACUUUUGCCUUAAGUUUCUUGCCGUCUCUGCUGGAAAGGGACACUUUGACUUCGUCACAGACCUCUCAUGGCAAAGCCGAUAGACUGCGUUAGUUGUAACUUCAUUUGCCUAAGUAGAUAGAUGUUUUCAGUUGAAAUUCAUUCAAACUACCUUUUGCAAGUGACAAUUGUGUUUCCCUUAUGGAAAACUGAGCAUUAACUAGACGUUUUACAGUAUUGUUAGACAUAGAUGACCAUGUAGCACGAGUGAACAUUGUUUGAAUUUCAUUCUCCCUUAAAUAUCUGCUAUCAGUUGUGAGUCAUUGGGACUGUUUGUGUCAGAUAUUUAAGCUUGGUGUGUGUCUUUUAUGUAUGGUGCAUUAUUAGGUCUUCUUGUGUAGGACGUCUUUUAGUUUAAGAACUGAAUGCAUUGCUGUCAUGAGAUCAGGUGUCAUGUUCAUCCUACUAAAAUCUGUUACAUUUUUAUGGCAAAAAAAUGUACAUCAUUGGCUGUCGAUUGGGAUUUAAUCUUGUCUUUCAGACUGUAACAUGUGCUGAGGAUAUUUUUGAUUUGACACAGUGCUAGAUACGGGAGUUAAGCUUUCUAUCUCUCUAUUCAUGAAAGCCCACAACUCACACACCGAGUUACCAGUCUGUUAUUGCACACCUUCACAAUCCAAUGCAAUCCGGUACAACAGCCCCGCAAUAAACCAUACCUUUGGGAAGCUUAUAAUGCUCAUUUUAUGUUUACACUGUGCCAGAGAGGUGUUGAUUUAACUCUGGAGGAGGUUGUGGUUCUGUUGAAUUGUAUUGCGCAUCCUGAAAGGUGUUUCUCAAAUCUGGUAACUCGGUGAUGGCAGAUCUCAGAUUCAUUGAACACAGCAACAGUGAAGGGUAGAAAACGGUCCCUGCUUGUGGCAUCUUUUCCAGUCUAAAUAUCCACUGUGAUUAGCUAGUUUCAUUUCUUUAGUUCUGAUAUUGUACUAAAAUGAAUGGAAAUCAGCAACUACUUGGAAGGCAGGAAAUAAUUCAAAAUCCCAUUGCUGUAACAGUAACGUAUAUAAUUUGCAGUUAAUCAGCUAAAUCAUGCAAAACCACUGGAACGGUCUGGAAAUCUUUUUCAGUACUCAGAUGAUCUGGGCUUCCUUCUUUUACUGUAUAUUGUAACAUCGACUCCAGUGCCUUUUAUCCAGGUGGUCAUUGAGAAAAGAGCCGUGCGCUUUGUUCACCUGUAAGGCAAACACUGUAGUAAGACGGUUCUUUCAACCAAUACGCUAAAGGGAAGAGACUUCAGCUUCUUUCUGAUACAUACAAUAUCUUGCAGGCACUGCCUUGUAUGAAACAGCGGAUGUCUUACAGCCUUUGUUGAUACAUUUCAUAUACUCAUGUUUACUCCUAUAAAAUUUUACAUUUUACGGUUUGAUCUGUGACAAUUCAUUAUGUAGCCCAUUAAUGACCUCAACAAGUGUGACAGCAGGGUACUUGGACAGUUGUAGCCUUUGCUCCGCGACCCUCGGUUUUUUAGUGUUUUUUUUUUUUUUUUUUUCUCAAUUGAAAUCAGUGGAUGUAUCUGUAUUUGGCUGUGCUCCAGUUAGACUGCUGGUUGGCAGUACUGGGGUUGUAGUAGCUGGGAAGACUGUGCUUUGUUUUGCCAUACAGUAUCAGUCAGUGGUGUUUGAUCUGAUCAUCUGAAUGCCUAAAGAAGUGCUUAUACUUUAUUCACACGAAAAGACUACAUGACUGACACUAAUAGACGUUAUGUAUCCAGUUUGUAGCCUGUUGCAUUGACUCCCUCUCUUUUUAGGCCUCUUCUUAGGCCGAUUUUACAAAUUAUGAUUCAGUCAUGUAGGAUUUAUAUAAAUUUGCACAUUUCAAGUAUAUUAUCAGGGAUUUUUCUCACCUGGCUUACAAAUAUCAUGUUAUUGAAUGGUGAACAUAUCAAGGAAUCCAAUGAUAUGACCUGUUCAAGACUAAAAAUCCAAAUUGUGUAUGUAUAUUUGCUCUAGAUCAGCCAUACUGGUACUUGAUGAAAACUUAGCAUGCUCUGCUGCAGAAAUGAUUAAACCCAAAUGAUUUUGGAAAAAACAAAUAUUACGUUCAGAUUUUUUUUUCUUUUUUGAUUUGACAUGAACACAUCAUAAAGGUCCAGCUGAUGGUUUUUGAUUUCCCCUCUGAGUCUUAUUAAAAUGUAAAAUGGGAAAGCACAUUGUAUGACCUUAUCUUCUAUUUACAUGGAAUGACUGAUUGAUUUUUGCACAGCUCUUGUAUUUUUCGACUUCCUCUGUGAUUACAACAGGAGGAUUUUAAUUGACCUACCUAGACUUGUUUUAUUCUUCUCUGGUUUGUUCAUGUUGUUCAUGUUUGUCUCUCAAAAUUGUAUGAAGACAGUGAUAAAUAAAACCACGUCUGAGGACUUUG